AACUACAUGUUUAUUUGUUUGUAUUGUAUCUCUACGACAUAGAAAAGAUCGUAAAUUUUGCAUUUCUCCUAAAUAAAUCGACGUCUUCUCGUUUAAAACACAACAAUAAUCUAAAAUUAUAUAAUGCCUCACUUUAGAAUAGAAACCAACAUUUCAAGAUCAAAAAUCCCAACUGAUUUUGUGGUAAAAGCUAUACCGGUGUUAGCUAAAGCUCUUGGUAAACCUGAACAGUACUGUGUUGUCACGGUAAUUCCUGAAAUGUUGAUGAGUUUCGGUGGAUCCACUGAACCCUGUGCCAUAGCCAAUCUGAUGUCCAUUGGUUCUCUGGGUGUGGAGCAAAACAAGAAGCAUGCUAAGGUUCUUUUUGAAUUAGUUGAAAAAGAGCUGGGUGUACCAACAGACCGCAUGUACAUAACCUUCCAAGACGAACCUACCGGCAACGUUGGAUUUAAAGGAACGACUUUCCACGCGAUCUUUGGAUAAACAUUAUAAAAACAAUAUCCAAACCAUAGGAUAAAUAGCGAGAAAUGAUGUGCUUCCAUAAUAAUCUAUAAAAUGCUUAAAAUCAUAUUAAAAUUGUCUUUAGAGUAUUCUAA
This is a messenger RNA of Bombyx mandarina (wild silkworm), 596 nucleotides long. It is a transcript of the gene Mif, whose product is annotated as macrophage migration inhibitory factor. The record is from RefSeq and is a predicted model, not a curated record. Lineage: Eukaryota; Metazoa; Arthropoda; Insecta; Lepidoptera; Bombycidae. Gene Ontology annotation, molecular function: cytokine activity; phenylpyruvate tautomerase activity.